Rotaria sp. Silwood1 is the source of this 1551-nucleotide messenger RNA. The record is from the annotation of a GenBank genome assembly. NCBI's taxonomy places the organism in Eukaryota, Metazoa, Rotifera, Eurotatoria, Philodinida, Philodinidae.
AUGAUAUUUGUUCGCUUUCUUCUUCAAAUUCUUGGUAUUUGGUGUAUUAUCUAUUUAAUCAAUCAUCUUCUAUUGCGUUGUCAAGAUACGAAGCGUCCAUAUAUUCGUCUACUUCGUUCAUUAGGUUGUCAUGUAUCAAUAUUUAGUAUUGGUUGUUAUACAACUUCAUUCAAUCGUGUUUUCUAUCGUAUUGGUACAACUAAUUCUCGUUUAUGGAAAAUUUGGUUUACUAUAGGAAUUCUUGUUGCUUUUGCAACAGCUAUGACAGCUUGUUUAACUUUAUUGAUUUUACCUAUCAAAUAUAUAUAUGAAUUACAAAGAAGAUUUCCAUCAAAUAAAGGAUUUACAAUAAGUACAAAUGAUGAUGUUCGAUCAUUUCCAGAAAAGUCUAGUAAACAAAAUGAUGCAAUAGAAGAUGAACGUGAUAAAUUAUUGAUUCAACCUAUAAUUCCCGGUGUUAAUGUACCAUUAGAGCAAAUGCCACAUUUCUUUUUGGCAUUACUUUUAUGUACAAUAUUUCAUGAAUUUGGACAUGCUGUAGCAGCAUCAGCUGAACAAAUUCGUGUAAAUGGUUGUGGAUAUUUUUUAUUCCUUCUUUAUCCAGGUGCUUAUGUUGAUUUACAUCAAGAACAAUUGCAAAUGAUUUCAGCUGUAAGACAAUUGCGAAUUUAUUGUGCUGGUGUUUUUCAUAAUAUGAUCCUAGUUGCCAUUGCUGUUGUAUUUCUUCUUUGGAAUCCUAUUUUUCUUCGAUAUUUUUAUACAGAAGCAGCAACUGUAUCUCGUGUAGCAAAAGAUUCACCAUUACGUAAUCUUUUACCUGUUCAUUCAAUAAUUCAAUCGAUUGAUGCAUGUACAGUAAAUACAUCUAAUGAUUGGUAUCAAUGUUUACGUUCAAUUAAUGAUCAACAUCCACAACAAAGUAGUGGAUAUUGUUUAACACAAACUGAAAUACAACUUCAUUCAAGUCAUAUUGAAUUGAAUCAAUCAAUACAUUCUGAUUGUUGUCAAAAUUUAUCACAAAAAAAUUAUUGUUUUCUUUAUCAUUCCAAACAAUAUCCUGAUAAUAAUGGUGCUUGUAUGGAAGCUCGUAUUGUUACUCAACAUCCAACAUGUUUUAUAAAUAGUGAUUGUCAAAGUUAUAAUAGUGAUUCUUCAUGUGUUCAUCCAUUUUCACACGAUAAUAUUACACGUUUAAUACGUAUUGCUCAUACAAGUGGCCCGACAAUACUUUUUGUUGGUUCAAUUCAUGAAAUUUAUCGAACUAUUAGUAUUCAAUCAUAUAAACCAAAUUAUAUAUAUUUUCCAACAAUGCUUAUUCAUGACAUUCCAUUAUUUUUUCAAUAUCUCGGUGCAUUUUCAUUUGCAUUAGCUUUUUUUAAUGCAGUACCAUGUUAUGCAUUAGAUGGUCAAUAUAUUCUUUCCUCAUUUGUUGAAUAUUUAUCUCCAAGUUUAUUUAAACGUCGUCGUGCAAGUAUUUUACUUGGCUUAAUUUUUGGUACUUGUCUUCUUAUUAUUAAUGUUUCACUUGCUUUUGCUCGUUAUUUUCUUUAA